GCAUAGAAGAAAGAACCGCCUCAUUUUUCCCUUAAUCUCGGGAACUUUUCAGCUUGAGGCACACAUAAAUCAGCAAAUCCGAAAAAAAAAAAUAAUAAUAACGAUCGGAGGAAUUCAAUCAAAUUCGGAAAUGGCGUGCAGGACUGUGUUCAGAACUGUAUUGACAGAAGCAUGGCGACCUUUGCCUGGAAAAUUAACAUCUUUUUCCUUUCCAGCCCAAAAAAUUCCAACGACUAAUUUGAGAUGUGGCUGUAAUGUUCCCAAGACUCGAAAUUUAUGCAUUGGGAGGAGAACCCGUCAUCCCAAUUGCUCCGAUAAUGGAAACCCGUCACCUUCAUCUGCAGAUGACCAAGACCAAGACCCCCCUCAAGAAGCUGUUCUCAAGGCUAUUUCAGAAGUUUCGAGGGCAGAAGGGAGGGUAGGACAAACGACAAAUGUGGUCAUUGGAGGUACAGUAACAGAUGAUUCAACUAAUGAGUGGCUUGCUCUAGAUAAGAAGGUGAAUUCCUACCCAACUGUCCGAGGGUUCACAGCUAUUGGAACUGGAGGUGAUGAUUUUGUACAGGCUAUGGUUGUUGCUGUAGAAUCAGUAAUUCAACAGCCAAUACCUGAGGGUCAGGUAAAGCAGAAACUAUCCUCUAGAGGCAAAUACGUGUCGGUAAAUAUUGGACCUGUCCAAGUUGUUUCAAGUGAGCAGAUACACUUUCUUGCUGUGUCUGAGCAAUGAGGAUUGGUCAAUGACUUUGAAGGCUUUCUGACGCGUAGAUUUUUUUUUUUUUGGUUAUUGUAGAUCUAGAAUCUAGUAACUUCGUAAUGGUUAAUCAACUGGUAUGUGUACGCUACUGCCUGAAAAAAGCAUACGUUGCUUUGUACUCUUAAUUAACGCCAAUUGGCUAAAGAAAACCUGG
Molecule: messenger RNA, 908 nt
Organism: Coffea eugenioides
Lineage: Eukaryota; Viridiplantae; Streptophyta; Magnoliopsida; Gentianales; Rubiaceae
Exons: 5
Coding region: 131-727 (198 amino acids)
Source: RefSeq, a predicted model, not a curated record